ACCUACAGCUGAAUGGACUAAAUGAGCAUAUUGGUUAGAAUCGAAGCCAAAAGUUUGUCCUUUUCGCUUUUAUUCUAUCCUGCGUUACGAUGUAUGUGACAAUGUGCAGAAGAUUCAUUUUGGCAAGUUUAUUGCUGUUUGGGAUGUUCGUGUCGUCAACAAAGGCUGCAGUUGUCUGUCCAUCGUCUUUUUCUAAGCUUUCUGAUCCUGAAGACUGUCGAUAUUAUCUGCAAUGUGUCUUCGGGAAGCCAGUGCCAAUGCCGUGUCCACCGAGUCUAGGAUUCUCAACCAAGAGUAAAGCGUGUGUGUACCUUCCCGUAAGCGAUUGUGCAGAAGGUGGAAGCAAUGCCAUGAAUGAACCCACAACUUUUCGUCCGCUCGCGACAAAGAAGCCGGAGAAGCCUUUGAAACCCUUGUUACAACCUACUCCAACCUCUUCCCCUGAAGAGCCAAGCGCCACUAUAAACAUUACGAAAACCACAGAGGAGCCAACGACUACCUUUCAACCAAAAUCGUCGGAAUCCCCCACAGAGACGACCACGGAGCGAGAAAAGCCUGUAAUCCUUCAACGAUUCAUCGACGACGAAUGUGAGCGUAAUCAAAGGUCUCGAUUUCCUCACCCAACAGAAUGUGCUCUAUACUAUGAUUGUAGUGUCAUUUAUAAGAGCAUUCCGAAAUACUUCGAACAGUUCCUGGCUGAAUGCCCAUACCCACAACUGUUCAACGACAAAACUCUUCGAUGCGAGAGCUUCAAUAGGGUUAACUGCGGACGAAGGCGUGAGGUCAAAGAGCCAUGUGAUUAUCUCCAGAACUUGUGUCAGACAGCUAACUGUCGACCAUGCAAUGCUCGAUUCCCAAGCUGUGGAAAUCAGCCAGACGGAAUUAACGCCUGGGGUGAAAGAGAGUGGACACCGUACUUCGUCCAAUGCGACCGAGGACGAUUGAUGGAGCAAGGGAUCUGCGAACACAACAAGGGUUACCCAGCUCUCUUUUCACCCGAGAGUAAAGCAUGCGUCAGCAUUUUCACCGUUCCUAAGAAGUUCGGAGGAUACCAACCGGACUGUAUCAGAAAGCGAGAUGGAUUUUAUCCUGAUGAAAAUGAAAAGUGCCAUCUCUAUUACCAGUGCAAGGAUGGUGAAUACAGGGACACAUUUGAAUGUCCUGGUGGGAGAGUAUUCGAACCCUCCACUUCUCUCUGUAAAUACCCUAAGGACGUUAGAGGUCCAUGCCGUACUUACUACAGUACUUACCGCUAGUAAAUGGGCUUCCGCUUGGUUUUGCGCAUUCCAGUUUUCCAUGCGCAACUGUGACCUCAGCCUGUUUAAUGCACUAAAUGUUGAGUUUGUUUGAAUCGAUGCUGAAUUCAAGAUUUCCUUAUACUAUACUUAUUACGGAAAUACGAGACAUAAACCUUGUUCUAAGAUAACCAAAUUUGUCCUUUCACCUGGUGGGCGCUUAGUGUUCUGCAUGAAUCAAUGACACAUUUAAUCGUUCCGCGCGAUGUCGAAAAAUGUUAACCAGAUGAAUGCAUGACACUUUAGCACGUUUCAUGUAAAUUUCGCUUGUAUGACACUAGACAGGACAUUUACAAUGAUGUAUGUAUAAAGUUGAAAAUAAAUCUGACGUGAUCCGCUGCUGAAAGAUAUGUACAUGUAGUUUCAAUGAUAACAGCAGGUAUUCGCAUGGAUUGAGUUUCUUCCUAAUCCUACGGGUGCUGAUGGAGUUUCAUAAAUGCGUGAAAACAGUGCUCGAAGACUAAACCCUAUUUGAGACUUAAGAAUUAGUUCAAUAUCCUUUAUCUCACGGACUCACUUAGUCGAGAAGUUAUCACCCGUGUUGUUAUGUGUGUUAUAUGUAUUUACGUAUAAGCAUUUGGUCACCAUCAGACUGUCGUCGCUGCUCUGAUUUUAUUCUCAAAGGCAUUAUUUUUUAUCUUAUUAGGCAAACAUCCGUAAAAUAUCUUGAAGUUGGAAAAAAUAUCAGGCAUGAGGAACAGCCAUUGAUUCAAAGCGUCAUGUUUGACAUCCGUGUACCACCCGUAAAUCCCAAUUCCAUAUAUUCUAAAAAUGCAAUCCUGCAGUAUGCAAAUAAAAUUAU
This is a messenger RNA of Liolophura sinensis, 2097 nucleotides long. RefSeq lists its product as uncharacterized. NCBI's taxonomy places the organism in Eukaryota, Metazoa, Mollusca, Polyplacophora, Chitonida, Chitonidae. The coding region runs from base 90 to 1256 and encodes 388 amino acids. The record is from RefSeq and is a predicted model, not a curated record. Gene Ontology annotation, cellular component: extracellular region. Gene Ontology annotation, molecular function: chitin binding. The transcript has 3 exons.